AUGCAGAUCGAUGGAAUAACCGACUUCACGGUGUUCCUGGGAUCGAACUUCUUAUUACCAAAUUACUACUAUAAGCGAUAUUCGUCCUACGUCGAGUUCAAUGUAACCGUAAUAGAAAAAGGAACACAAACAGAAAUCAAUUCAACAGAAAUAGCAGUAGCAUCCGAAUAUGAUUAUGUUGUCAGCUUUCUACCGGGAUCACCCAGAAUGUUUAAACCAGGACUGCCUUUCACAAUAAAAGCGAUAGUCGAUUCUGCCAAUACAGCGACUUACACAAUUCAAGUAAAUGGUUUCCUCAGCAAACCUCAGAUCACCACCAGAUCAGAAGAAGAGUUAUUAUUUCCUGGUAGCAAUGAGUUGACAUUCUACACAACUGAAGCGAUUGAAACAAACUUGUUUUUGCUGACUGAAUCAGUGAAAGCGGAAAAGUCUGGAAAGUAUUCGGGAAUAUACGAAUUUAGUAUUGCCAUCAAUGUCAGCUGUGCAAUGACACCUCAGUUUCAUCUCGUUUCCUACUAUAUCGGAGAGAAGAACACCGCAAUUGCUGACGUCAUCACAUUGAGAGUGCAGCCAUGUUUUCAACACAAGGUCAACGUGGAGUUUAGCUUAAAUGAGACAAAACCUGGAAGAAACAUUCUGAUGUCGAUAACAGCAGAUCCUGGUUCGAUGGUCAGUUUAUCAGCAGUAGAUAAAAGCGUAUAUCUGGUGCCUUCCUCUUGUGCAAAUCAAAUGACUGCAGAAAAGAAUGUUGACCGUCAACGCAUUCUUCAGGUAUUAUCUGAAAUGUCAAAAUACGACGUUCAGUUUAGCACUUCCGAUGACGACAGGACGGGUCUGUAUAGUUUAAGCGAUACGGUACCCGGUGGUAUGAGAGACUGGUGGAGAUCGUGGUGGCCCAACACUGAAUAUCCUCAAUCAUUUCAAUCUGCAGGUAUGGCAGUCAUGAGCAGUUACCACUUUGGAGGGAAGAAAGUUUAUCGCUUUAAACGUCAAGUUGGUUCGGGUGACGGUGGAGAAGACGAAGGCGAAAAUGGUGGUCUAGCUGGCAUUGGCAGAGUAAGAACUUUCUUUCCCGAAACGUGGCUGUGGGAAGAUCACAUCACAGAUGGUAGCGGUCAUGUGGUGUUGAACUUGACAGUUCCUGAUACUGUCACUACGUGGGUGGCCGACGCGUUCGCUAUCUCGGAGUCUUCAGCUUUCGGAAUAGCAGAGAUGCCUGCAACUGUCUUAGCGUUUCAACCAUUCUUCGUGUCGCUCAGUCUUCCAUAUUCGGUCAUUCGAGGAGAAGAGAUGACUGUGAUCGCUACAGUCUUCAAUUAUUAUCACGAAAAUCUUACGGUGUUGAUGGUACUUGAGAAGCAAUUAUCAGAAUUUAGAUUUUCCGACGGAGACGGCAGUAAGAGAAAUACGACUAUCUUAGUUCAGUCAAAAGACAGCGCUACCGUUCGUUUCCAUAUCGUACCGUUACAAUUGGGAUACAUUCCGCUCAAAGUAUCGGCCUAUUCUUCGUUAGAUUUCGACGCAGUGUUGAGGACUCUUUUAGUAGAACCGGAAGGAGUUGAAAAACGUGAAUCUCAGAGUGCUUUUGUUUCUUCAUCAACUAAUUUAGAAUUUCCUCUGGAAUUACCGAAUUAUGUCAUCAAUGGUUCCGCUAGGGUCGUCUUGUCUGUAACAGGUGAUUUCAUGGGUCCCGCCAUAAGCUGCCUUGGUUCCCUUUUAAGAAUGCCAUAUGGAUGUGGAGAACAGAACAUGAUCAACUUUGCUCCAGCCGUCUAUAUCAGAAAAUAUCUCGUAGAAACCGAUAGUCUUACGUACGCGACGGAGGAAAAGACAACAAGGAUAAUGAGUACAGGUUAUCAGAGAGAAUUGAGGUACCAAAGAAGAGACGGUUCGUACGCUGCUUUCGGAGAUGGCAGUAGUAAAGGAAGCUUGUGUCUGACAGCUCUCGUUAUGCGCGUUUAUGCUCAAGCGAUGCCGUACAUGUACAUCGACGUCGAAUCGAUGAGCCGAUCGCUUUGUUGGUUGAUAAGUCAGCAAAGUAAGGACGGAUCUCUAGGAGUGAAGGUCGACGUUGGCCGUGGAGGAUUGUAUUGUGCAUCGGGUGGCUCAGAAAAAUCCGUUCAAUUAGAAUUAACGGCAUACAACAUAAUGGCACUUUUAGAAGUAAAACGCAAAUUGAAAACCAAGGAAUUGCAAUGCAAUGAUGGCAACGUUGUUAUCGACGACGUCGCUAGAAAGAGCAUAUCGUUUCUACUAAAAAACAUCGACAACGUCGUUAACCCGUAUUCUAAGGCGAUGGUAGCGUACGCGCUGGCCAUGGCAAACGAGGAAGAGACUGACGCACUCAUUGACCAGCUAUUCUCACUUGCAGACAGAAAAGGCGACACGUGCUUUUGGUCUCUCGGACAGCAAUGUAGACGGUCAUAUAGAUGUCGCUACAAACCGUCGAGCAUACAGACGGCUGCUUAUGUAAUUCUGGCAUGUGUGGAGAGAGACAGAAUAGCAGAGACGGUUUGCGUCGUUUCGUGGUUGAUCGAGCAGAUGGACGGAUGCGGCGGAUAUCGAUCGACUCAAGAUACGGUAUUGGCAUUGUUUGCGCUUUCUCAAGCUGCACGAAAAUUCUACUCUAAUGAUUCGAUCAACCUGGCUGUUCACGUUACAAUGAAGAAUCACAUAGACAAAACGUUUAGCGUAGACCAGCACAACAAACUGAUCACUCAAAGAGAGGAGAUUGCUAUAUUCCAUUCAACCCAUGUAAAUGCACGCGGUACUGGGAGCGGUCACGUAUUGUUUCAGGCCGAUCUGACCUACAACAUUCCUAACAUCGAUCCAAGCGACUCGUUCCAACUAAACGUAUCGGUGAAAGCCAAAACAUUUAACUUAGACGAGAUCACGUUUGACUUGAAUCGAUUCACACGAAACUCACAAGACGAAAUCGACGAACUACCGAACCCUGACGAUCUCUUUUGGGAAGAAGAUCCGAAUAUAGAUGAGAUAGACAAAGAAAUUGAAAAAGAGAUCGAACGGCAUUCGAGAGAAACAGAGGAGGAGAACAACGACAGGGACACGCCCACACAGAACGUUUCAUUCGCAAACCGAACGCAACAACAACAACCGACAGUUUUGAUCACGAAUGUCUGUUUUAAGUGGAAGAGACUAGAGGAAAAACCGGGAAUGGUCAUCGUUGAAGUGGGUCUGAUGUCGGGAUUCCAAGCAGACUCGAUAUUACUUCAACAAUUAUUUCCAAAGACAGAGAUCGGUCUGAUGCGAUAUGAAGUUAAACGUCGUCUCGCCACUUUCUAUUUUGAUGAAUUUCCUCAAGACAAGCCGUUAUGUUUCAGUUUUGAGCAAAAACGAAGUCACUGCGUUGUUAAUCUUCGACCAGCGUAUGUCAGGGCGUAUUCGUACUACCAACCGGACUUUAGCACAACCGUAAAGUACGAUCCUCCUAACGAAAUUUCCAACAACAAUUUAGAAGAAUGUGAUGCAGAGAUCAUUAGUGGAGACGUGGUUGAAAUAUUGUCUUCUGGAUCCGGCGGAGGUCAAAAUUUUGGAUAG
Molecule: messenger RNA, 3558 nt
Organism: Corticium candelabrum
Lineage: Eukaryota; Metazoa; Porifera; Homoscleromorpha; Homosclerophorida; Plakinidae
Product: alpha-1-macroglobulin-like
Exons: 22
Coding region: 1-3558 (1185 amino acids)
Cellular component (GO): extracellular region
Molecular function (GO): endopeptidase inhibitor activity
Source: RefSeq, a predicted model, not a curated record